AUGGCCAGGCGUAAACUUGCUCUAAAAACCAUUGACUGGGUGUCUUUUGUGGCGAUCAUACCCCGAAACCAAAAGACCCUCCGCACCAGGUUGGUAAAUCUGUCUGAGAAACCACCAGCGAUUGACUGGGCUUAUUACAAGGCCAAUGUGGCCAAGGCUGGCUUGGUGGAUGAUUUUGAAAAGAAAUAUAAUGCCUUGAAGAUCCCGGUGCCCGAGGAUAAGUACACAUCACUGGUGGACAGCGAGGAGAAGGAGGAUGUGAAGAACUGUGCUGCGUUCGUGUCUGAGUCCCAGGUCAGGAUCCAGGAGUAUGAGAAACAGCUGGAGAAGAUGAAGAACAUCAUCCCCUUUGACCAGAUGACCAUCGAUGACCUGAACGAGGUCUUCCCGGAGACCAAGCUGGACAAGAAGAAGUAUCCCUACUGGCCUCACCAGCCCAUUGAGAACCUGUAAAAGAGCCCAGGAGGGAGCCAGCCCUUCAUUC
Arvicola amphibius (Eurasian water vole) is the source of this 484-nucleotide messenger RNA. Its product is annotated as ATP synthase subunit d, mitochondrial-like. The record is from RefSeq and is a predicted model, not a curated record. Lineage: Eukaryota; Metazoa; Chordata; Mammalia; Rodentia; Cricetidae. Gene Ontology annotation, molecular function: proton transmembrane transporter activity. The transcript has a single exon. The coding region runs from base 1 to 453 and encodes 150 amino acids. Gene Ontology annotation, biological process: proton motive force-driven ATP synthesis.